AUGGGCGAUCUCAGCGCGCCAGCCUUCUCCCGCAUACAAACUUCACAGCUGGUUGGCGCCAUUCAGCCUUGCCCAAGGCUACGGUUUGAUGGCUGUGAAAGAGAGGUGGUCCCUGUGGACGAUGGCGAGGAAUCAUCAUCCGUGGCACCGGGAGACUCCAAGACCAAGAUAUGGGCCCAUCAAGCUGGUGUGAAUGCUCUUACGAUAGAUGUGGACAACAAACUUCUUCUUUCGGGUGGAGCCGAUUCAACCGCCUCGGCCCAUAAAUACGGCAUCACACAUCUCUCCUUCUAUCCUUUUGACUCGGCAGCUUUUCUAUCUUCUUCCUAUGACCACCACCUCAAGCUUUAUGCUACUGAAACACAAGCGGUUUCCGCAGAUUUUGAUCUGAGUUCUAUUAUCUAUACUCAUGCGCUCUCGCCGAUCGCCAGCCAUCUUCUGGUGGCAUGUGCCACGCAGCAUCCUAAUGUAAGACUGGUGGAUCUUCGCUCAGGCUCUAAUACACAUUCCAUGGCUGGUCAUCAUGGUGCGCUACUCUCGCUGGCAUGGAGUCCAAGACUAGAGCAUAUCCUCGCAAGCGGAGGAGUUGACGGUACAGUUCGUCUUUGGGAUGUCCGCAAGAGUUCCGCAUCAUUAGGAGUAUUAGAUAUGGAAGACUCAACUGGUAUAGCUGGGACAGAUGGUAUGGGCAGAGGUGCGCGGUCGCGGAAUGCGGGGAAGGCCCACCAAGGCGCUGUGAAUGGACUCACCUGGACAGAUGAUGGAUCUUACAUCGUAUCUGCCGGGCAUGACCAGCGAGUGCGAGUCUGGGACGCAGCUACUGGAGCCAAUACACUUGCAAGCUUCGGACCAACGCUAAAGAACAGCCACCUUUCAUGUCUCCCUCUCGCCGUCUCUCCUACGUCUUCAGUUGAGGCAGGCAAAGAAGUGCUUUUCUACCCCAAUGAAAGAGAAUUGCUGAUGUUUGAAUUACAUCAAGGCACGCUUCUGAAGCGCCUGAGAGUCCCGGGGCCCAACAUUGCGGCAGUUAGGUCAAGGACCGGUGAGAGGAAUGUCAAGAAUCGGAUUACAGGACUAGCGUGGAGAGGUCAGGCUGAUGGUAUCUACUCCGCCCACACAGAUGGCCAAAUCAGGCCUUGGCUUCCGAAAACUAGAGAGGAUUUUGAGUUGGAGAAGGAAGAGGAGGAGGAUGAGACUGGAAAACGUCAGGCUGAUGCUGGGGACGACGAGGGUGAAAGGAAGCGCCGUGUCUUAGAUGAUGUGUUCAGGGAUUUGACAAGGCAGAAGAUCACAUUCGGAUAG
This is a messenger RNA of Venustampulla echinocandica, 1302 nucleotides long. RefSeq names its product WD40 repeat-like protein. NCBI's taxonomy places the organism in Eukaryota, Fungi, Ascomycota, Leotiomycetes, Helotiales, Pleuroascaceae. The record is from RefSeq and is a predicted model, not a curated record. Gene Ontology annotation, molecular function: protein binding. The coding region runs from base 1 to 1302 and encodes 433 amino acids. The transcript has 3 exons. Gene Ontology annotation, biological process: protein polyubiquitination; transcription-coupled nucleotide-excision repair; proteasome-mediated ubiquitin-dependent protein catabolic process. Gene Ontology annotation, cellular component: Cul4A-RING E3 ubiquitin ligase complex; nucleotide-excision repair complex.